GAUGCUGCUUCAACUUCACUGUAUAGUUUCGUUCAAAUAGUCAGACCGCCCCCUUCCCCAUUCUGUUCUCACACCAAUUCGACUUCCUCUUGCCUUAGAUUCUUGUUCAUUUCAAACUACACAUUAAUCUUUCGAGGAGAUCAACCACUUCUCGACUUGUUCUAUCUCUGACAUCCCACCACCACCCGCCUUUUUACCCCUCAUCACAACAGACAGCAACAUGGUCAAGGCCGUUGUACUUGGUGCCGCUGGUGGCAUUGGCCAGCCUCUAUCUCUGCUCCUCAAGAUCUCUCCUCUUGUCGAUGAACUCGGUCUCUUUGAUGUCGUCAACACCCCCGGUGUGGCGGCUGAUCUGUCCCACAUCUCCUCAGUCGCCGAUGUCGAGGGCACUGUAGCUGCCAAGGGCGAUUUCAAGGGCGAACAGCCCGAGACAGAGGAGGCAAAGAAGAAGGCUCUGACUGGUGCAGACAUUGUCAUUAUUCCAGCUGGUGUACCCCGUAAACCUGGCAUGACCCGAGAUGAUCUCUUCAAGAUCAACGCAGGCAUCGUCAAAGACCUUGUCGUUGCCAUCGCCAAGUACGCUCCCAAGGCCACCAUUGCCAUCAUAUCCAACCCUGUCAAUUCGACCGUUCCCAUUGCCGCUGAGGUCCUCAAGCAAGCUGGCGUCUUCAACCCCAAGAAGCUGUUCGGUGUCACCACCCUUGAUGUCGUGCGUGCCGAGACUUUCGUAGGAGGCAUCGUCGGAGAGAAAGACCCUCGCAAACUUAACAUCCCAGUUGUCGGUGGCCAUUCCGGUAACACCAUUGUGCCCCUCUUCAGCUUGGCUAAGCCUUCCGUCAGCAUCCCUGCCGACAAGCUCGAUGCAUUGGUGAACCGCGUUCAGUUCGGAGGUGACGAAGUCGUCAAGGCCAAGGAUGGUGCUGGUUCUGCCACUCUCUCCAUGGCCUACGCCGGUUUCAGAUUCGCAGAGUCUCUUCUGAAGGCCGCCAAGGGCGAGAAGGGUAUUGUUGAGAACACCUUUGUGUAUCUCCCAGGUGUCGAAGGUGGUGAUGCCAUUGCCAAAGCUACCGGCGUCGACUACUUCUCUGUUCCCGUCGAACUUGGUGUCAAUGGAGCCGAGAAGGCCUUCAACAUCCUCGCCGAUGCGAACGACUAUGAGAAGAAACUGCUCGAUGAAGCUAUCAAAGGCCUCAAGACCAAUGUUGAGACAGGUGUCAGCUUCAUCACCAACCCACCCAAGUAGGUUUUUCAGCGUUCAUUCUUGUCAUUUGUUUUGAUCGCCUAACCCAAAUCUUUCACAGGUAGGACGUGAGCGAUUUCUGAGGCAUCCCCCGAAGAAUGAGCCUACCUGCCCCCAAAUAUUGUUUUGUCUCGAGCCUUGACAAUUCCAUCAUACACAAACACCGGCAACCCAAACUAACAGGGCAUUGCCAUCGGUGCAGGUUAUGAGAUCCAUUAUGAAAUGAUGAAUAUUUCAAACUUUGAUCUCGGAAAAGUCUUCGUGCCGCCAACGACCGAUUCUUUCUUUUCGUUGUCAGCUGGCGACACCAGCGUGCAGAACGGACUUUGUAUUUCCGAAAUAGCUUAGUGAGACUUGAUCUCUGAAUUAGAUCCCAAUCACAUUGGCCGUAAAUCCAGACCAGAAGCAGCCCCACACAAGUGAACUCUUGACAGGUGGAAUUGACCCCGAUCAGGUCUUGGCCUGUGCCGUUUUGAUCUGGAACGUUGCCGAUGGUAGCUCGUUUGUUUCAGCCUGAA
Messenger RNA from Exophiala mesophila, 1758 nucleotides. RefSeq names its product malate dehydrogenase, NAD-dependent, variant 1. The record is from RefSeq and is a predicted model, not a curated record. Bases 221 to 1243 code for a protein of 340 amino acids. Gene Ontology annotation, cellular component: cytoplasm. Gene Ontology annotation, molecular function: L-malate dehydrogenase (NAD+) activity. Gene Ontology annotation, biological process: tricarboxylic acid cycle; malate metabolic process. NCBI's taxonomy places the organism in Eukaryota, Fungi, Ascomycota, Eurotiomycetes, Chaetothyriales, Herpotrichiellaceae. The transcript is spliced from 5 exons.